AUGGGCGAACUCACAAUCCCCAAAAACCAACCCGACGACCCGCCCGCCUGGCGUCCCGAUCCGGACCGUCUAACCAUAAUGCAGCACCGGAUCUCCGACCCGCCCCGAAUCCUGACCCGGUCUGCCGGACGGAGCUCGUGCUCCAUCUUCACCGUCCCCACGACCCUCGCCGCGGCCAACGACGGCCGGGCAUACCGUCCCCAAAUCGUCUCCGUCGGACCCUACCACCACGGAGACCCGGGCCUCCGCAUGAUCCAGGAGCACAAGUGGCGGCUCCUUGGGGCCCUGCUGGACCGGGCUCGGGUCGGGCUUGAGGACCUUCUCCGGGCCGUGCAGCCGCUGGAGGCCCAGGCCCGGGACUGCUACUCGGCCGCGGUCCACGUGUCGGUAGACGAGUUCGUGGAGAUGCUCGUGGUCGACGGGUGUUUUGUGGUUGAACUCUUGAGGAUUUUUGGGGGAUUUGUCGUGUCAGAGGCGGGUGACCCGUUAACGUCGCUUUCGUGGGUUUACCCAUUUUUCCUGAGGGAUUUGGUCCGGCUCGAGAAUCAGAUCCCGUUUUUCGUGCUCGAGUGUUUGGUCGAGGCGACCCGGGAGAAGGGGGUCAGGGAUGGGGAUGGGUCGGGUCCGGGCCUGCCCGAGCUCGUGCUCAGGUUCUUCAAUAAUGCCUUGCAGAGGCCUGAUGACUUUGUUGAGAGGUAA
Molecule: messenger RNA, 699 nt
Organism: Striga hermonthica
Lineage: Eukaryota; Viridiplantae; Streptophyta; Magnoliopsida; Lamiales; Orobanchaceae
Source: the annotation of a GenBank genome assembly